Molecule: messenger RNA, 960 nt
Organism: Cryphonectria parasitica EP155
Lineage: Eukaryota; Fungi; Ascomycota; Sordariomycetes; Diaporthales; Cryphonectriaceae
Exons: 3
Coding region: 310-960 (216 amino acids)
Source: RefSeq, a predicted model, not a curated record
GCAUCUAUUCGAUAAUUACUGCUUUGUGUUUUUUGUCCUUCUUUUCGGCUUCAGUAGACUGGUUCUGCUGCUGGGAUUGCCUCUAAUCGCCAUUCAUUUUGUCACUCGCUUUGGGUCAAGACUGGAUCUUACCUCACCUUCGUUACGCGUGCUCAUUGAUCAGUGUUUGUCUAAUUCGCGAUUGAGCCGGAUCUCUAUCCCUUCCCACUUUCGUUCCUGCAGCAAUAAUAGUUCAGGUUUUACCUUGGUAAUUGAACUUGUUGACCACGCGCCCACCACCACGACACACCUCAAAGUUACUUGGACACCAUGCGCUUCACUCAGAUCUUUGCCGUGCUUGUCAGCAUUGCUGGCGUCUCGAGUGCCUUGCAGCAAGUCGCUCCUCGCGAUGGAUCUUCCAACGUCGGUCUCGCUGAGCGCGACGAAGCCCUGGCAGAAAUCCUCGCAAGGGCUGCGGACCUCCUGAGCGGAAGCCACCAGCUUGAUGCACGCAAGGGCAAGAAAGCUCCUGCGAAGUCGCCUGACAAGGCUCCUGCCAAGGCGACCACAUCGGCGGCGGCGGCGCCUGUCCGGCCGACGACUUCUGUCGCCGCCCCGCCACCCCCGACGACGUCUGUCGCUGCCCCGCCGCCCCCGACAACUUCUGUCGCCGCCCCGCCACCCCCGCCGACGUCUGCAGCGCCGACCACGUCUGUGUCCUCGAGCGCGGUCACAUCCAUUCCUACUACGUCGAUCCCCACGACCCUGGCUACCGUCACUACUAGUGCCUUGCCUUCUUCGGAGGUAGUCAGCGAGCCGGCUGCAGAGUCGACAUGUACGCCAAAUGCUAAGAAAGGGCGGGGGCUCUUCGGAUUGGGAAAGCCGAGCGACGGCUGUUCCGAUGGUCCUGGAAUCUCGUUGCCUAUGUUCCCUAUUGGAGGAGGUGAUAACAGCACUGGAACUGUUUUCAAGAGGAACUAG